AUGGCUUAAACCUAGAUUCAAAUGGAGUAGAAAUAACUUAUACAUAAUUCAAUGAGACAGCCUUAUCAAAAAAUAGGAAAUGAAAUCAGAGAAAAAGUGAUUUACGACAUAGUUUUCUAAGAAAAUUCGAUAAAACAAGUAAUCCUUGAAUUUGAUCAUAUAGACAGCUUUAAAAUAUGGUUUGAAGUAUUCUACAGCAAAUGGUAUUGUUUAGACGUAUUAAUAACAAGGAAGAUCAAUGAAAAAGGAUAAGAGAAAUAAGAAACAAUAUUUUAAGAGAAACAAAAUUCUUGUCAUCAUCGAUAUCAAAACUGGUGAUUUGAAUCUCUAUCAAUAACAAACAACAUCUAAUGUAUUAAUUAUAGAAUCCUCAAUUAAUUCCCAUAAUGUAGGUAACUUCAAAUAGCAAGAUUAAUUUCGUCACUCAAAAGAGUGUACUGAAUAAUUCAUCCUUCAGGACAUAGAAUCUAUCUCGAACAAUUUAAUUUUUUGGAUGAAACAGAAUAUGAAAUUUGCAAAUAGCAAAUAUGAUGUUUCAUUUAAUAAUUUCAAAACUCAAAAAAGGAUGACAAAAAGCAAUAGUGUAUUAACAUAAUAGGAAAUUAAGCCUACGUUUUAAUUAAACAAAGCAUUAAAGAAAGAAGGAUUUUAGAGCAAAUGUACAUCUAACUAAUUAAAUUAUGAGAAGAACAAAUAAGAAGAAGAACACAUCAUUUAAGAGCAGUCUGAUUAAAUGAAGAAUUAUAAUGAAUCACCCAUCUUGAAUUUAGAUAAAAAUUAUACGCUAGACAGAUAGUUAGAAAAUAUGCUUAGAUUAUGGAAAUAGUAAAUUUAUUUAAUGUCAUAAUAAUGA
Paramecium pentaurelia is the source of this 853-nucleotide messenger RNA. NCBI's taxonomy places the organism in Eukaryota, Ciliophora, Oligohymenophorea, Peniculida, Parameciidae. The record is from the annotation of a GenBank genome assembly.